CUGACAAUGAUGAUGAUGACCCAAGCCUAGAUGGGAGCAGUCGGGACGCCGAUGUUGGACCUUCCGUUCUACAGUACUUCUACAAUCUGUAUAUUACAGCUGCUAUGAAGGUAAAAGAUCUUCCUGUCUAUUCGGAAUAUCCAGAGGAAGAUGUGGAAUAUGAGCUCGAAAUGCGGCCACUCAAUCUAGUGGAAAAACAUUUAGUGCAGUACGUGAAACCGGUGAGGUGUACUGUCCAAAAAUGGCUCGCCUGCGUACAAGAAUACACUGGAGACUCUGUUUCUCGGGCUUCCUCCGCAACCAACUCGAUUUACGAACUUGUUCGUGACGAACCCAUAAUAUUGGCACGUGGUGGUUUCAUCACUGUGUGUGGUUUGGGAGGGCUGAUUAUGGGUUACAAAGGUGGAAUUUUUCGGAAGCUGUUUUAUGCUUCCUUGUUUACUGCUGCGGCGACUUCUGCCUGUUAUCCUGCAGCAGCGUACGCUUAUGGAAACAAGGCAUGGAAUAUUGGAACUAAGAAAGCUCUUGAAUGGAAGGAGGAAUAUUUUCCAAAGGUAGGCAGUACCAUUCAUUACAAGCAUA
Messenger RNA from Opisthorchis viverrini, 582 nucleotides. RefSeq lists its product as hypothetical. Gene Ontology annotation, cellular component: MICOS complex. The transcript has 6 exons. The record is from RefSeq and is a predicted model, not a curated record. Gene Ontology annotation, biological process: cristae formation. The annotation marks the transcript as partial. Lineage: Eukaryota; Metazoa; Platyhelminthes; Trematoda; Opisthorchiida; Opisthorchiidae.